Silurus meridionalis is the source of this 3631-nucleotide messenger RNA. RefSeq names its product protein phosphatase 3 (formerly 2B), regulatory s1ubunit B, alpha isoform, b (gene ppp3r1b). NCBI's taxonomy places the organism in Eukaryota, Metazoa, Chordata, Actinopteri, Siluriformes, Siluridae. The transcript is spliced from 6 exons. Gene Ontology annotation, molecular function: calcium ion binding; calcium-dependent protein serine/threonine phosphatase regulator activity. The record is from RefSeq and is a predicted model, not a curated record. The coding region runs from base 202 to 714 and encodes 170 amino acids.
CUCCUGUUUCUGCGCUGCGGUUGUUGCUGCUGCCCGAAUCUUCACUGCAGUCCGAGUCUGUCCACAACACCACCACUCCGGAGGGGGGCUAAGCGUUCUGUUCUCGAUCCUGUAGGGGCAAAACAUUGGGUAAAAUAAUAAUAAUAAUAAUAAAUUAUUAUAACAAGAAAAAGAAAACCCGAAGACAAACCUCGCGACAAAAUGGGAAAUGAAGCAAGUUACCCCUUGGAGAUGUGCUCGCACUUCGACGCUGAUGAGAUUAAGAGACUAGGCAAGAGGUUUAAGAAACUCGACCUGGAUAACUCGGGAUCUCUGAGUGUGGAAGAGUUCAUGUCCUUGCCCGAGCUCCAGCAGAACCCUCUGGUUCAACGAGUCAUCGACAUAUUCGACACGGACGGCAACGGCGAGGUCGACUUCAAAGAGUUCAUCGAGGGCGUGUCUCAGUUCAGCGUCAAAGGUGACAAGGAGCAGAAACUGCGCUUUGCGUUCCGGAUCUAUGACAUGGACAAGGACGGUUACAUAUCCAAUGGCGAGCUUUUCCAGGUGCUCAAGAUGAUGGUGGGAAACAACCUGAAAGACACGCAGCUGCAGCAGAUCGUCGACAAGACCAUCAUCAACGCCGACAAGGACGGAGACGGCAGGAUAUCCUUCGAGGAGUUCUGCGCGGUGGUCGGCGGUUUAGACAUUCACAAAAAGAUGGUGGUGGACGUGUGAACGGACAGAAGACUCCCCUUUUACCAAACGCCUCUCUUUCUUUCUCUCUUUCUUUUCAAUCACUCCAUCUCUUUCUAAAUCCCCCCCCCCCCCGUUCUCCUCCAUACCUGAGAAUCAGCUUGCAGUGUCCAGCUAUAAGCGCUCCCCUUAUCUCCUUUGUUCCUCUUUCAGUUCCUCACUAUUUACGCAGAAGUAUUUUUGCUUUGUGACCACCUCCCACCCGCACCUCCCCCCAUGUCUCAAGACGCCAUUCAUCAAGUGUUCUCGAGCACGACGAUGAUCUGUGACGUGACGUGACGUGCCGUGUACAGCAGGAGAAACGGCUUUCAGGCACUGUUUUUUCAGUUUGGUGGAGAAAGGGGUGUGUGUGUGUGUGUGUGUGUGUGUGUGUAUGUGUGUAUUGUUUUUCUUGUUCAUAAUUAAAGGGGGGAUUAUUUUUAUUUAUAUAUAUAUAUAUAUAUAUAUAUAUAUAUAUAUAUAUAUAUAUAUAUAAAAUAUAUAAAAUAUAUAUUUAUUUUGGUCUUUUUUUAUGAGGAUGUAGGUGCACAAGGAGUUCGUCUAGUCGUUUCGAUACGCAACACGACGUACUUUUGAUCACAGCGCGCAGAUAAGAGCAUGAAGUGCCAAUCAAAACCGUGUGUGUGUGUGUGUGUGUGUGUGUGUGUGUGUGUGUGUGUGUGUGUGAUUUAUUGUUAAAGGAGCUAUAAAAUAAAUAUGGAUAAUAAGUAUGGAAAUCCUUCUCUGGUGAUUGGUUCUGUACGGACAAACUGCUUUCAAAACGAUCCUUUUCACUUUUUCAUUUUUUUGUUUGUUUCCUGCUUUAGAAAAGGUGGAACAUUAGGAAUGUUUUGUAAUAAGAUGCGAGCGUGCGUGCGUGCGUGCGUGUGUGUGUGUGUGUGUGUGUGUUUGUGUGUGUGUGUGAGGGGCGAACGAGACGUUUAUAUUGCUACGCUGUUCAGAUGCAGUCCGAGCUUUUUUUCCCUCCGUAGGUUAAAAUAAAUGCGACCUAUUGAGCACAGACUUGCAGUUUACUUCUACGAGAUAUAAAUAUAUUUAGACAGAUAUAUAUCCUUUUCUCUUUUUUUUUUUUUUAAACAGAAAAGGUUUCCAGCCGUCAGAUCACGAGGCACACGGACACACAGGAUGAACACGGUGCCAUCUGCGUCCCCAAUAUUAGUAUAUUUAGCGUUUGGUAAUGAACAGGACGGAAGAUUCACGUGGAGAUUUUGGGUCUCACGAAACGACGUGCUUUUAACGUUUCCGCCGCUGUGAAGUCGCGACCGGGUUUUUGUUUCUAUAUCAGAACGGAUGGACUGUUAGCGUUUCGUCCCCCCACGUGAAACCUCAGGGCUGACGUUCGCUUUUAAAAGGAGAAGAACCCCCGGCUAUGUUUCGAUCUACACACUUGCAUACUGGAUAGGUGAAGGAUGGGUGUUGUGAUGUCUUUACCAGGGUCUUUGAUCUCUCAAAUCACAGACAGAACAGUCGAUUAUACCUGAGAAGUACCAAUCGAAAAUCAAGUGUGUAUUAGACACAUGCAUUGAUCAGCUUUUGUGUAGGAAACGGUAGAAACUAUUCAGGUCUGAGUUCAGGGAUGAGAAAGAGAGCAGAUAGCACGUUCCUCAGAAAACGUGUGGUUACACUGAAGUCGUGACAUCGGUGUCACUAACCAGAACCUUGGAGUUCGCUAUAGCUCGACAGAUCAAUACUGUACCUGCAUCUGUUCCCAUGGCAUUAGAGGGCGUGGCUUCAGUCACCACACAAGUGUCAUUAAGUCUUGGUAGCCUGAGAACCUGGACGACGUCACGUGCAGCAGGCGUAUGUUUCUCCAGUUAUGAAAUUCAAAAAGUGCUUGUUUUUUACCGCUUUCGUCGACCUCAUUAAUAACUCCUAUAGACAACAGCGUCUGAUGCUGGAAACUAUUUAGACGUGACCAUUUUGAGUUAUUCGAGUUGAGUUGAUUUGAGUUACGAGGUUUCUGCAGAGCACUAGCAGUCGGCUUUUACAUUAGCGCUAUUUUUUUAUUUAUUAUUUUUAUUUUUUUACAGUGAUGACAGCUUGAGUCACCUUCUGAAUGACCACCAGGAUGCGCUCUCGCUCUCCUUCGCACUCUGUCACGACUACUGUAAUUUUUUUUUUUUUCUUUUCUAAACUACACUCUGCACGACUUGCGUUUUCCCCAACAAUAUAUAAAAGCCUUUAACGGCCUGGUGAUGUGCUUUGCAUGAAACGGGCGGGUGUCUUUCUUUUCUCUGUGCAUGUGGGUCCGACUUUUGGGGGCAAAAAAAAACAAAAAAAAACCAAUCCUCUUGUUUACAUAAUGUACGAAUUGAUCUAUGAAUGACACUUGCAUAUAAAUACAUGGAUGUUGCCAAACUUUUUUUGGUAAAUGUUUUAAAUAUGGAGUGAAAAAAAAAAACAACAAUAAAAACUCGAUUACAUCUCGUACCCAUACUUCUUAUAACGACGAGAUGAAUCCAAUAACAUGAAACAAACUCAUUACACAAAGCUUCACUCGGGACCCAGUGGAAACGGGCUCGUUUUUAGGAUUUUAUUUAAUUUUUUAAUCCCCAGUUCCUGAUGUUUUGUACAGACUUUUGUUAUCGACGUGUUAAAGUUAGUGCUUUUUUUUUUUUUGCUUUCGAUUCAGUGCUUUCUAUAACUUUGUUGGUCAGUUUGUUACCUCGUGAUGGUGGUGGGGGUUUUUGGGGGGGUGUUGGGGGAGGAGUUGUGGUAGAGGGGUUUCUAAUAUUUCAGUUUUAGGAUUUAAUUUUAUUUUUUGUUGAAAUUAUUAUUUUGUUUGUUUGUUUGUUUGGGCCUCUUCAUCUCUGCAUGCUGCGUCAUAUGCUGUGGGAACCAUUAAAAUGCCACUCGUGACAAUAAAUAAAACAUUUGAAGCUCGUAAGGAAAAAAAAAA